AGCCAUGCGGGCGGCCAAGGUGCUGACGCUGGCUGCGCUGCUGCUCCUCAGCAGGGGCCCCGCCGCACACACCCUCUGCUCGCCCACCGUCUUCUUCAGAGACUGCUGGAUCCGCCGAUUCCCGGGGCUCCUCCUCGACCUGGAAGAGUCUCAGAAGCUGGGAGCCCAGUUCUUGAAGUAUUACUCUGAGAGCACUGGUCAGAAGUGUGGCCGCAGCUGCUGUCUCAGGAAGGAUGUGUCCUGUAAUUUGGCAGUCUUCUUCUAUGACCCAAUUCAUGACAACGUCAAUUGUCUCCACAUCCACUGCCCAACACUAGAGAGCUGCAUAUUAAAACCUGGAACCAGCGCUAUCUUGUACAACAUAACAGAUGGUAAAGAUCCAGACUUGAUGGUUUUCGAGCAGUCACCUUCCACCUAUCUAAACACUCGUUCUUCAUCUGAUGGAAGGGACAGAUUAAGGUUCUUAAAAACUAUGAAUUUACAUCACCAACCAACUACUAGGACGAGCUAUUUUCUGCCAUUAAUAGAAAAUCCAUCAGCAACCACACAGGAAGGUUUGGUUGCAAACACAGAGGAUACUGGUAGUCCCCAGGAACUCACCACAGAUUCUGGGGCCAAAUACAGUUCUCUGAAGGAGUUCAUUACCCCCAAGGUAAAUAUGCUGUCACCACCAAGUUCUGACUCUGUCAGCAACCCAGAUAACAAGACCAUCUCGCCUUUCUUUGUGCCCAGAGACACAAGGCUUUCCCAUAUGCCGGUUCCUUCACGAUCUAACAUUAGCAAACAAUCAUUGAACAGAACAAAGGGAUCUGAUGGCAGGAACCAUACAUCUGAGAAUGAGAACCAGACCUGGGGGGACCCACAGGUGACUCCGCAGCCGUGGCUGGCCCCCCUGGCCUGGUGUGCCUUGCUCUUCUUUCUUUGCUUCUGUGUAGUCGCCCUGGUCUUGGGACGCUGCGGUAAGCAGCAGGGUCAAUAUCAACCAGGACAGAGGAAGUCAGGAUUUGGGCCAAGGAAAAAGUACCAUCCCUUGGAGAAAUCUUAAAACAUUGGAGCAAGGUUAAACAGAUACUUUCAAAGGUAUCAUUUCUGCCUUAUAUCUAAGAAAUGUGGAAUUUGGAAGUGGAGGUGUGGCUCAAGUGGAAGAAGAACAUCAGCCUUGAGUAGAAAAAGCCAGUAAGAGACAAGGCCCUGGGUUCGAGGCCUAGUACUGGCACCAAAUUAAAAAAAAAAAGAUGAGGAAUUUGGAUUCAAAAUCUGACCCAGAAUGCCACUCUACCACUCUAAAAAGUCAAUGGUUGGUAAACAUAACCAUAUUGUUGAUAUUCCUAUUUCUCCCUUUGCCAACUUUCCAGUCUAGUAGUCCCAGAAGCUAUUGACUACUGUUAAGGACAGUUCUUGCUGGACACUAGGACUCAUGCCUGUAAUCCUGGCUACUCACAAGGCUGAGAUCUGAGGA
Molecule: messenger RNA, 1459 nt
Organism: Dipodomys spectabilis (banner-tailed kangaroo rat)
Lineage: Eukaryota; Metazoa; Chordata; Mammalia; Rodentia; Heteromyidae
Gene: Mansc4
Product: MANSC domain containing 4
Exons: 3
Coding region: 5-1045 (346 amino acids)
Source: RefSeq, a predicted model, not a curated record